AUGAAUUCCAACGCUGAAGGUCCAAACGAAGAAAGAAUCGAGGAAACAAGCACGCCAAGCACGCCAAGCACGCCAGUCACGUCACCGCCCACAGCCGCAGUGGAAACGAGUUCUUCAACAGGCUCAAUACAGACGGAUAACCCACAAAGUGGAAGCGUGAAAAUGGCCGCUGCCAAUUUUAAUAUUCCUCCUUCGGCUAAGUUUGAUCCCAAAGCAGACGAUUGGGACCACUGGAUAAAGCGCUAUGAAUUAUUUGAAGCAGCUAAGGAACGUGAUGGGCUGUCAGAUAAAGUGCGCAUCAAUACGCUUAUUUAUGUAAUGGGAAAUAAUGCCGCCGACAUUUAUGACAGUUUCAAACUGAUAGGGGAAGAUAUCCAGUACGCAAAUGUCAAACAAAAAUUCAAGGAUCAUUUUAAAGGAAAAGUCGCUUUAGUCUUCGAGAGAACACAGUUCGUAAGACGCUUUCAGCAAGACAAAGAAUCUGUCCUCACCUUUACAGAAGACCUUCAGAAAAGAGCCGACCUCAGCUCUUUUGGGGACCUUCGUGACCAAAUGGUGCACACUCAAAUAAUAGCUGGUUUGCGUGAUUCUCAUCUCAGGCGACGAUUGAUGCCAAAUGACAAUUUAACCCUAGAUCCAGUAAUUAAACUCUAG
Molecule: messenger RNA, 654 nt
Organism: Porites lobata
Lineage: Eukaryota; Metazoa; Cnidaria; Anthozoa; Scleractinia; Poritidae
Source: the annotation of a GenBank genome assembly